AAGCCGCGACCGCAUCUUUGACCAAUCAAAAGUCAGGAUUGACCUCAGGCGUUUGUACUGUGGAAUGAAGGCUCUGGCGCGUAGCGACAAAACAGUUAAUAUAUUAAUGCAGAUUAACAAUAAUAUUAUCGGGAGUGUUCACUGUGGCUAUUUAUCCAGCUUUCACUAAAACCAAGUAAGCGACCGCCUCCGUUUACAGGAGGAAUGUGUGGGCUAGUUUGCUAAUGGCAAUGCUACAGUAGCUUGGCUGGCUCAUCUUUAGUUUUUGUUAAUACUGUCGCUGCGAGACAACAUAAGAUGAACAUUUCCUUCUACGCAGCAUUAAUAUUUCACAGCAUUAACUAAUAAAAUAGGGGUAAACCUGUUGGUUUGGGUGGACAACUGAAGAAUUCACAAUGAACUCAAAGCGCAACAACAGCGAAAGCGGAGCGGGUAGAAUCAACCCAGGCUCCGUUUCAGCAUCAGCAAACAGCAGCGCAUCCGCGAGCUCCUCUCACCGAAAACAAACUAUCAUCAACUCGUCCCACAAAGGAGAGAAGGAGGAGUGCAUGCAGAACGCGGCCCGCGACAAAAAUCUGUCCAUCUCCACACUCCGAACCCGCCUCGGACCGACCAUUCGGUCCACUCUGUCUGCGGCGGUGGACACUCUUCUGGGCGAGAUCGUGACGGUGCUGUCCGAGACCCAGCGCGAGCUCCAGACCAAAGAGCAAGAGAACGAGAAGCUGAAGGUCCGGCUCGAGGUGUCCGAGAGAGAGCUCAAGACGCUACAGGAGUGCCUGUGUAGCGCGCAGAAAUUAAUCGACCAGCUUCAGGGUCCCUUUGGAAACCCGCCCAUGACGGGACAUCAGGUGUACUCCACUGCUGGACACUUGAAUUCGAGCCGCCUGACUCACCGGAACGCACCUGAGCCGGACCCGCGCUGCUUUACUGGAGCUGAACCCGAGCUGAGUGGCGCUCUGGGCGAUGCCAUACACGGCUUUGACUCCAGGGAGGAAUUCAAGAGCUGCCACCUCUCCAUUCAGGCCGACGGGACGGUGACCAACAGCUUCUAUGACCCGAUAUCUGUGCAUUCAUCUAAUAUCUGCUCAGACAUGAACCGACCUGGUGAGAUGGUGGACGAUAGCAGAAGACUCUCACACACCAGACCCCAAAACCCUCCCUCACACCCCAGCUUCUCCAUCAAAGAGGAGCAGGUUCCCGGCUCUGGACAGCUGUGUGUUCAGGGCCGAGAUCCACCCACAGAAUCCGAGCAUUCAGCACAGAGUGUGUGUGAUCUGGCAUAUGUCCACGUGGUGGAGGAAGAAAGAGGCUCCCGUUCGCACCAUCAUCCCUCCAAACCCACCCCCCCACCUCCAUCCAGGCCUCAGAACGGACCCUCAUCUUCUCUCACAGACCCUAGUUCACCUACGCAGGGCACGUCUGGCCUUAGAUCCUCAGCCCAGAGAGAUUCUCCUGGUUUGGGUAUGAGCACUAGGAGGAGCCCAGGGGUUGGCGGUUCAUCUCCGGAAGAGCCCAUCCGGCGUUCCAUCUCCGAGCUGAUGGGGGAGGCCCCCGGGGAACGUCCUCAUUUAUGUCUAGAGUGCGGAAAGACUUUCCGUCUUAUUUCCAGCCUGAAGAAGCAUCUAAGGAUCCACACAGGAGAGAAACCGUAUCCGUGCACUGUAUGCGGCCGGCGUUUCCGUGAAUCCGGCGCUCUUAAGACUCACCUCCGCAUCCACACCGGCGAAAAGCCAUAUUCUUGCUCUGAUUGCGGCACGCAGUUUCGGCAUCUGGAUGGGCUGCGGAAGCAUCGCCGCACACACACUGGUGAAAAGCCCUACGUGUGCAGCAUCUGCGGGAAACGUCUCAGCCGCCUUCAGCAUUUGAAGCACCACCAGCGCAUUCACACAGGAGAGCGGCCGUGCUGCUGCCCACUAUGCCACCGAGGAUUUAAAGAUCCAGCCAGUCUGAGGAAGCACCUCCGUGCCCAUCAGGGGGAGCCAGGGGCUGAUGAAGCCUUAGGGAUGGCUGGUUUGGCAGAAGGCGAUGGAGGAUCUAUGGAUGAUGAGGAUAUGAGGUUCGGGAUGUGGGGGGAAGAGGAAGGGAAUGACGGCGAGCCUGUGGUGGACUGUGUGUAGUCCUCAUGCAUUUACAAAUAAGCAAAUAUCGAACCGUAUGGUUUUCAAUUAUGAACCUCUUUUUUUUUUUUGAAGGGACAACUUUUUUUCUACUUUGUAAAAGGAUAGUUCACCCAAAAAAACGAAAUCUGUCUUCAUUUACUCACCCUUUGCUUGUUCAAAACCUAGUUGAGUCUCUUUCGUCAUUGAACAUGCACUCAAAAAUAUAUAUAUUCUUUCGUAUGUUUAAAUUACUUAUUUACAAUGAGCUGAAACAACACACUUUUUGAGAUUAUUUUUGAAUAACUUAAUUUUUUAUGUUUAAUACACAUAAAUUUGUUAUUAGUGUUAAUAAUAGAUUUGAGUUGAGACAACAUGAAUGAAUUAUGUGGAACCCUGCAUUUUUUUAUAGUGUAAAGGAAAUUACUUUGAAGAAGGAUGAUCGAUGGAGCCUAUUGACUUCUUUAGUUUCUAUUUUUCCUCCUAUGGAAUCCUAGGAGUACCAUCAACCAGCAUUUUCCAAAAACACCUUCUUUUGUGUUCAGCGGAAGAAAGAAACUACAUCGGGAGAGUAAUUGGCGAAGUAAUUUUCAGUUUUUUGGGUGAACUAUCAAUUUAAGACUGAAAUAUGUUGAGGUCUAAAAGACAGUCGCUGCAUCUUGACCUCAAAUCUGUGGUGACGUUUUGUUGCAGCAUCUAUCUCUUUCGUUAAAGUAUGAUUAUGUAUCUUUUAACAUCAUAACAUGUUCCAAAUAUCAAGUACAUAUUAUCAUAUUCAAUGACACCACAGAUGUCACAUCAGAGACUGCAGAUCUUGCCGUCAUUUUUCUUACUAUGUGUGCUGUGUUUCAUUGUAAAAGCUGUUGACGCUUCAGUGGGACUAACAGGGUAUAUCUCGUACGAUCUGUUUUUCACAACUUCUGGGUGUAUUCAUUGGUGUAAUGAGCAUUUUUAUGUAAAAGAAAGCGUAGGAAAGAGCUAUUGUGGGGGAAAUUAAAGCCUUAACUGUGGUUUAAGUGCACAGGCUCACACACAGAUGUGCAUCAAGGGUUAAAUGAAGAUGUCGUGUUCAGGGUGAAAGGUGCUGAUCCAAAGAAUCAGAAAGGUGUGUGCCAGGAUUAAUUCAUGAGUUCACUUUGAGACUCAUCUAUAAAAAUGUAUCUACGUGUCCGACUUGGCUAUGUACUCAUCUGCGGAUUGUUUUUAAGGCUUCUUCGUUCAGAUUAGGUGUAAUAAGCCAGCAAUUUAAGGAAACAUUAAAAGUGGCGCCCUCUAGUGGACAUAAGAGGCAAAGACUGUUACUGCCAAGUUGCUUCACAAAAGAUGGAGAUGUCCUUUCUGUUGUGGCCAUAGCAUUAAUCUGUGUGGUUUUGUGAAAUACUUUUAUUUACACUGAGUUUUGUUUUUAUAUAUAUAUAUAUAUAUAUAUCCCAUUUUGUACAUUCAACCUGUAUAUUGUGUACAUUAAUCUCAGUUAGAUUUAGCCUUAACUACUUCAAGACGGUAACUGGAACUUUUAAAAAGAUCCAUGACAAUUGUUGUAAUAACUUUGGACUGUUUAAACAGUUUGCUUUUUAUUUUUCAAUAUUCUACUUUUCCCAGUGCCCAUGUGUGAUGUUGAGUUUAGGGAUGUUGUUGCAGAGGUUUGACGGCUGUGGUUCAUUUGUAGUUGGACCAACAAAAAGAUUGUAGUCACAGCCCAAAAACACCAGACUUAAUAGCCUAAUAUAAAUAUGCAGAACGGAAUGUUUAACAUUGAGAUCCUUAUUUGAGUGCUUAACUCACGCAACACUUCAGCCAAAUUGAUAAAAUUGAGUCGAUGAAUUUAGUGUGAACUUUUAUUCUCUAGAAUUAUUCGUCAUUGUAAGACAACCUCAAAAUAUAAGCAUUUUGAUAAGAAAACAUUCAAAUCUGUUGAUCAUUUUGUUAUAACACAAGCUUUCUUCUUGCAUAUUCUUCAGUGUGUAUAACCAGCCAUUUUACUCUUUUAUAACAAAGGGCACAGUCUUCAUCUCUUGUCUGUAACGCUUCAUAUUCCGAAUAAUGUACCAUCAUAUUAUAAUCAUUUACAAAUAAAACUUCAAGUGUAUUGG
Messenger RNA from Danio rerio (zebrafish), 4189 nucleotides. Lineage: Eukaryota; Metazoa; Chordata; Actinopteri; Cypriniformes; Danionidae. The record is from RefSeq and is a predicted model, not a curated record.